CACCGCUGACAUCGUGAAGGACCCAAAAGUCACUCAGCGAAAACUCCCUGAUGGACCCGAAGUUUCCGAUCAUAAUUGCACUGCAGCAUAGCAUACAAGGGCUCUCAUAUGUCAAUGACUCGACGUACGUAGAGUAUAAGUACAGGGUACAUGCAACCCAUUGCAGACAUUCUCUCGCCAAAUUUCUCCCUGCACAAUGACAAUGAACAACCUGCCCACAUCCACCCUCGAUCGCAAACCUGAGGUUCUAGCAAACAUCCGCCAGUCCAUCGCCGAUUUUUUUCAUCGUUGCGGCUUGCAAUAUAAGAACACCACGCUUAACAAAGUGUGGUACUCUGAAUGCUGCCAGGAGGCCAUCAACCGCGGCUAUCCGAUGAACGCCAUCCUCCCAUACAUGGCCGCUGGCGUGGCUAUGAUGUCUAACACUUACGAUCAUCUCCCGGACCGUGCAACCAAGAUGUGGAUUUGCUUUCUCACUGCCGUAGGCAUGUGCAUCGACGACAUGAUGAUCAGGGCAGAAGAUCUAGUGCAUGUGUACCAUUUCAACGAGCGAUUCGUGAAUUGCCAACCGCAAGAACAUCCAGUUCUGAAUGCGCUUGACGGGCUUUUACGUGAGGUCGCUUGCCAUUAUUCUGCACCGGUAUCAAAUUUGAUCAUCACGUCCUCGCUCAACUUCGUAUCUUCCAUUUUACUUGACAAUGAGACCAAAGAUAUGCCGAUCUCGCUGCAGACUCCCUCAUACCCCGAGUACUCUAGACUACUAUCAGGCUUGGCAGAUGCGUACGGAUUCUUCAUUUUCCCUUCCACACUCCCGCUUCAGGAAUAUAUUCAAUGUAUGCCGGAUCUAAUCGUAGUCGUAAACCACACAAAUGAUAUAUUGUCAUACUACAAAGAGGAGAUCGAAGGCGACUCCGCAAACUAUCUGUCGCUCAUAGCGGCCUCCCGUGCGCUCACCAAACAGGACACUCUCCAUGAACUCAUUGAGAAAACUGUGCAAGCACAUCACAAUGUCCUCGAAUUCUUGAGACCGCGCCCUGAGGCAUAUGACGCCUAUGUUGCAUUUUUCGAUGGAUAUUUCAAAUACCAUACUACCUCAAGAAGGUACAAGCUGGAGGAAGUCAUGUCGGAGAGGUCGUCUUCUUGAUGCAUAACUUUCUUGUGGUACUUUUCAACUUUCUGUAGUUAUUACAUUACUUGGUCUCUAUAUCUACCAGGCGCUAUUAGAUUGUCCGUCCCUUGAACUCUUCUUGCUCCUUCCAGUUUCGAAGGGUUUGACGAGAUUAUGGGCAUUUUUUCCAUUGUACUUACUUACCUCUGUAUUAAUUCAGUGUAUGUAAAGCUCGAGGACUACAACUCGAAUUGCUCA
Molecule: messenger RNA, 1366 nt
Organism: Suillus subaureus
Lineage: Eukaryota; Fungi; Basidiomycota; Agaricomycetes; Boletales; Suillaceae
Product: terpenoid synthase
Exons: 4
Coding region: 197-1144 (315 amino acids)
Molecular function (GO): carbon-oxygen lyase activity, acting on phosphates
Source: RefSeq, a predicted model, not a curated record